CUUGUUAGGAACAGAAUAUGUUUGAAUUCUAGUUGGGUGAAAGCUACAGAAGCUGAGAAACGUGAAUGAGUGAGUGUAUAAAUCCUGAAAAGAAAAAUAUUGUGUAUCAGUAUGGGUGCCAAUACAUCAAUAGUAGAUGAUAUUAACACCCCACAGAUCCACCAGUUAUAUACCAAAUUUAUGAGGGAGUGCCCUUCUGGACUGCUUAGCCUGUAUGAAUUCAAGACCCUUUUGGAUUUGCACCAUAUGGACGCGCAGGCAGAAACAUAUGUUGAUCGAGUGUUUCAGACCUUUGACUCAAAUAAGGAUGGAUUUAUAGACUUUUUGGAGUUCAUAGCAGCAAUAAAUUUGGUUAUACGAGGGAAAAUUGACCAAAAACUGAAAUGGUAUUUCAAGCUAUACGAUGCUGAUGGAAAUGGAUGCAUUGACAAAAAAGAACUAUCAAACAUAUUCAAGGCUGUCCAGGCUAUUAAUGGCCACACUAAUAUGACUCCUGAAGAGUUCACAAACAUGGUAUUUCAAAAGAUCGAUGUGAACAAUGAUGGGGAACUGACUUUAGAAGAGUUUGUCAAUGGUGUGGAAAGCGACAAGAACCUCUUGGAACUGAUUUCAAAAAGUUUUGACCUUUCCAACGUACUCAAAAUCAUUCAGAGCGGGAGGCGUCACAGCGUUUGAGAACGUCUGACUGGAAGUGGAGUCUGUGACAAGCCUGAAUAUUGCAGGAAGGAUAAUAUGUAGUACUUACAAAAAUCUUAAUCUCCUAAAGCACUGUACAGAAAAUAUCUGAAGUCAAGCUCUCACAAUAACUUGGGCUUCAGAGUUUUUUGUCAUCUCUCUCCUUUCUUUCUCUUUCUCAUUAAAGAAUAUGACAGCUACUGAAUAUGAAACCCCAUCCACAUACAAUAGUAAAGCUAUUUUUGAGGUACAUACAAAUGAUUUGGUCACAUAGAGUAAUGGUAAAACAGUGAGAAUAGUACAAAAAAAAAAAAAAAAAUGAACUUCUCUAGAAGAAACUGGGCUAAUGAAUUUCUUCUUUUAAGUACAUAUUCUUUAACCUACAAUUUAAAAUGUGGUGAUAAACCACUAGAUAGGAUUGGUUUCCUUUUGGAUCAAUAAAGAAUGAAGUGUGGUUUGCAUUAACUAACUUGCACUAAUCAGUACUUAAAAUAGAGGUGGGAUAUCUGGGAAACACCUCAAUCAGUUUACUGCUUCACAGGUAAACAUCCUGUUUGGAAAGCUGUUUACAACUCUUUGCUCGAUUAUAUCUGUAAAUUAAAAUGACUUAACACUUUGAUUUUUCAGAGUUUUAUAUUUAAUCCUAAUUUUCUUCUCAAUUAACCUUUGUAGAAGCACUUGAAUUGUAUAGUAGCACUGCUCUUUGCAGAGUAGUAAUAAUUAUAAGUUCAGAGGAGUGUUUUAAAUAAAAAUGCAACCCUACUUUAUGGAUAAGAUUAAUUUCAUGAGCAAUAAUGAAACUGCAUGAGUUGAAAAUGGAGGGAGAAUGAUAGUACUCUCUAGUUCCAUUGUGGAUUGAAUGUCUCUCAAGUCUGCAACAGGUUAUCAAAUUACAGGCAAUUGUAUCAUGAGAAUUAAUUCUCAUUAGCUGAUCAUUCCCCAAGGGCCUGACACUUCAUGCUGCUUUUUCCUUAGAGCUCAGGCCUCAUGCAAAGUAACUCUUGCAUGGAUUGCAUAACCACCUAGAUGAAGGAAAAAAUUAUCAAGGUUUGAAGAUGGAAAUAUUUUUUUUCCAAGAUUCAUUUCAAAUCUGCACCCAUUUGCACAAGAAAUGGGCCACAUCAUCUGUAAUUAUUAUACCAGCAAUUGAUUUGAUCAAUAGAGUAGACAGCAAGGAGAUGCAACAAGCAUCACUUGACAUUAUAAACAGUCCUGACAUUAUAGCUUUGACAUUUAAAUCUUUUAUAUUCCUUCCAAAAAAUGGAAUGAUGAAUGAGAUUGCUGGUGGGUUAGAACUUUAAAGUCUUCUAUUUAUUCAUCGUAGACACAUUAAUAUGUCACUGUCAGUCUCCAUUUUUUUCUAAUGGAAGCACAAAAAGAAAACCUAAGAAAGAAGAUGAAGGAUAUUUCUGGUUUUAAUGGAGCUUAUCAUUCAAAAUAUGAAGUUCAGUAGUAAUGGUGUAAUCUGAUCAACUGGGGUUUAACUUAGAUGACCUGAUGUUGUUGUUGUUCUCUUAAAUAAAUGAAAUGAUUGUCCUUGAAAAGUGACUAACAUACAUCUACUGUGACAUUAUUCUUCCUGAGGGGGCUUUACUAUAAAGAGGUUUGUUUUUUUUUUUAAAUUGCCUAACUAUUAUAUGUAGCUGUAAUUACAUGAUAGAAAUUACUUGCUCUAAAGGAGUGUGAUGGUCUAUUAAAGGAAUAUUGCACACAAGGAAAUUUUAGUCACCUUUAUAUUAAACUAACCUUUAAAAGGAGCUGAAAUGCCAAAUCCUAUACAUUAAGAUACUAGUAAAAGGCUGUCUAGCAUAAACCCAUGAUAAUUAAGAGACAAUUACCAUCUUCUUGUUUUGCAUAAGUACGGCAGCAUGAAUACCAUUUCAAAAUUCUACUUACCCUCAGUCUCUGCAGUCGCUCUUCAUUCGUUGGGGCAACAUACAUAAAAUGUGUAUAUAUAGCAUCUGUUUUUUUGUUAAUUUCUUAGUUGCUUAAGAUAUGUAGGUCAUUUGUCACAUGACUGUAUGAAAAAGUAUAUUAUGAACAUGAGUGUACUUUUCCUGUUAUCCUUUUGAAUUUGCCAGUGCUUCAUCCAGAUAAAAGUGUAAAUGGAUGAUGUCCUAAAAGAAUGUAAAUUCUGACUGUCCAGUAGCUUGAUCGGAGCUAAUUUACAACAGCAUAUAUAAAUCCUAUGAGGGAUGUGAAGUGAUACUAUAAUAACAUGUGUCUGUUGUGUUAAGAGACCUGGUCACUGGGGCAUUUUGCUAUAAGAAUAUGUUGUUCUAGUUGACUGGGGAGCCGUAAAGAAAAAAAAGCCAGCAGGAAGCUAAAAACUGACUUAAACACAUUUGGCUGAGGGGGUGACUUUUAAGGGACAAGGGGAUGUUGGGUUACCCUCUUGCUGAAUCCCCCAGAUCGGUUUUGCCCCAAAGCUUGGGAACACAGAAAAGCAAAAGAAUGAUAGCAGUUUAAACAGUUCUGAAACAGCACUUUAGAAAGAAAUAUGCCCAAGAAGGGCAUUGGCAAGGUUUUCCAAGGGAACUAGAAUGACAAAUCUGCUCAGGGUGGCUAAGUCUCUCUGGGUUUCCUUUACAGGAUGAUAGCAAAGCACUAAGUGUGGUAGACAUGUGUAGAAUCCCUUUAAAAUCCCAUUUUCCUCCAAAUAUUUUGUUCCUGAUAUUAAAACAUUCACUAUUUUGAUUUAAGAAGGCUGUUUUGCACCCUGCAUGUACCAUGGGUCAUAUAUUCCCAAAAGGGGAAAACUAUCCUGUCAGACCCAAGAUUAAUAACCAGGGUAUUGUAGCCAAUGUCCUAGUUUAAGAGAGGGAAACUGGUGGAAUUUCAUUCUGAAAAUAGGUAAAAGCAUGAAAAAAAAACCCACCUGAGUGCCAUCAGAGAGACCUGAAAGGGAUCAGAGAUACAGCCAGGUUUGUAAACCACCUAUAGACACUGGCUAGGGACAGACAUUCAAAAAGCCUGAGCCUGAAUUGAGUCAAUCUUUGCAGGUUAGUCUAACCAGGCUAGGUUGAACCAGUUUGUAACUGGACAGACAUUUUCUCUGGACUGAGGAAAUUCAGGCACAUGCCUGCAGUGGCUCAGGUUAGAACCAGGGGGUGCUAGAGCAGCCCUCCCUUCCUUCCACAGUACUCUGUUGAUGGUGGGGAGGGGGGCAAGCCCUGGCAGGACCUCUGAUUAGGGAGGUUUGCCUACACCAUCCCAGGCUUUUCUCCACUGGCUGUUCAAAGGGCAGGAGCAUCAUCAACCCCCUGCUAGCACUCUGAAGCAAGGGGGCAUGUGCAGUGCAUGCAUCUGUUGAUUAUGUGGAGCUCUUCACUAUCCCUCUCCCUGCUUCUUUAUACUGCCUGCAGCAAACUGACAGGGGGCUGAUAACAGUGAUUAUCAUCUCAUCAGCAAAACAAGGCCUCUCUUCAUUAGUUGAAACUCUUCUUAAACAGCUUACUGGCUGACCUGUUGAUUAGCUCCAAAUAGCCCUAAGUAGUCACUGUUCUGUCUGCUUGUCCCUGUGAUAUUGGAGUGAGUUACACACACACACACACACACACACACACACACACACACACACACACACACACACACACACACCUCAGCAUUAGCUAGCAUACCACAUGCCUAGAGUCCGUGGGGCUGGGGUCUGUGUUGUGGGAGAUGAGAGGGAGGGAGGAGAGUAUUCCUGCUUAAGCAGUGAGCAGCAAGCUGGGGUGGUAAGGCAGGUGGAAGCCAGGCAGACCCUGCUGUGUCUACAAGUCUCUGCUGGAGCUUCAGUCAGGGAGCAGAGGGGAAGGGCCAGCUCUGAUGUGGAACAGAGAGCCCCACCUAGCUCAGAGAGCAUGCCAGGAUGCUGGGGGUGUCUGGUUUAAUCUUAAACCAGCAAGGGGUCUGGGACAAUCAUUACAUAAACUGGUUUGAGUCAAAUCAGUUAAGUCUGAUACUACAUUCAACCAGGUUUAUCUCAAACCAGUUCCAGCCAUUUUCAAACUGGUUUACGUGCACUGAACAUCUGUUCUGUUACAAGUUUAAACCAAUUUCUGAUCACUUAAACCAGUUUAUGUGUAAUGACUGUCCCUAACCUCUAUGCAUGACCACAUUUAGUGGUGACAGUUCCAUGUAUGCAGAGUGAUUUCAGGCCUGAAAUCUAAAUAUAUCAGACUCAAAGAAUGGGCAAAUCCUACCCUAUCUGAGAAGCCUUUAUUAAGUAGGCAGUGUACCUUUGGCUACUGUGUUAUCUUUGCUCCCUGAAUACGGGAUUUUCCAUGUUAAGAGAUUAUGUCUGGAUAUCUUCUUAUUCCCUCUGAAGAACAGUAGAAAGCAAUUUGUGUUUCAAUUCCAUAAUCUCCCUUUCUUCAAGUAAUUCAUAGUUGUGUCUAAUGUUAUUCUUUGUAAUGCUUUUGUUGCAAUAGCUUAAUUUAGUGAAAAAAAAACAGAUAUUUUUUCCUCCAAGAAUCUAGAAAACACCUUUGCCUAUGUUUGAGUAUUUGCACAUUAUGAGGUGUGGAAAUAUCUAUUAAAGUUUAAUUAAUAAAUUGACAUAUCCUUGAAGAGGUAAGGAGUUCUCAUGUGAUGGGAAAGAGAGGCCACUGCUGCAUUUAAUUUUUACCUGACGCUGGAACAGCUAUUAAGUAAACACUCAGCACUCUGAGUGACCACAUGCUGGCAAGAGGUGGAAAUCUUCCUGUAAGUUCGAGGAAACAGAAAUUCCUAGAACUGGCCCUGGAUUGACCAAGUGGAAGGGUUUAAAAGUAAUCUUAAUUUUUUAAUCAAAAUACCAAAUGAAGUGCCAUUCUUGUUAAUGUAAAAUCCUAUACAACCACUGUACUGAUUAUGGUGACUUUCUCUCAAUAAUAAUAAUUUUCUAAAAAGGCA
This is a messenger RNA of Alligator mississippiensis (American alligator), 5553 nucleotides long. RefSeq names its product guanylate cyclase activator 1C (gene GUCA1C). The transcript is spliced from 4 exons. The record is from RefSeq and is a predicted model, not a curated record. NCBI's taxonomy places the organism in Eukaryota, Metazoa, Chordata, Crocodylia, Alligatoridae. Gene Ontology annotation, molecular function: calcium ion binding; calcium sensitive guanylate cyclase activator activity. The coding region runs from base 112 to 675 and encodes 187 amino acids.